Aaosphaeria arxii CBS 175.79 is the source of this 447-nucleotide messenger RNA. RefSeq lists its product as uncharacterized. The record is from RefSeq and is a predicted model, not a curated record. Bases 121 to 363 code for a protein of 80 amino acids. NCBI's taxonomy places the organism in Eukaryota, Fungi, Ascomycota, Dothideomycetes, Pleosporales. The transcript has 2 exons.
CAUACGGUAUGCUAGUUCCAAGCAUAGGGGAAACGCCUGCGUAGAUGUAUAUAGAGAGAGAGAGAGAGAACAGGAGAGAAGAGAAGAAAUGAUGUGAGAAAGCCUCGAGCAGGCAAUCUAAUGGCUGCUCUUACUGGUUGUACUAGUAGUCCACUCCUGUUGUAUCAAGUGAAGUCUAGCUGUCUGUCUUGGCGCGGGGGCGAUCGAAUGGGGCUGCGCCCACGUUUGUUGGCUUUGCAUGACGACGGCACCGGUACAUGCACACGCUUGCGAGUCCAAAGGCAGCCUCCCAUCCCUCUUCCGCCAUUUACGUACUUCGUACAAUUUCACCAUUCCAACCAAAGCUGCAUGGGCAUGUUAUAGUGACUGUCCCACGUCUUUCCUUGACCACCGCUUCACCAAAGGCUCUGUGUAGCAGCCAUCAAUCUCCUCUGCGACAGCUCGCAC